Molecule: messenger RNA, 654 nt
Organism: Linnemannia hyalina
Lineage: Eukaryota; Fungi; Mortierellomycota; Mortierellomycetes; Mortierellales; Mortierellaceae
Source: the annotation of a GenBank genome assembly
AUGUCCCAAGUCGGCGAUUUCAAGCACGCCCAGGUUCCUUCUACCCCUGCCGCCAACCCUGGCCCCUUGGGUCUCUCUGCCUUUGCCCUGACCACUUUUGUGCUGUCAUGCUUUAACAUGGGCGCUGGUGUCCCAUCCGGCGGACCCGUCCAGGUCGUCCUCGGUCUCGCACUCUUCUACGGUGGUUUUUCCCAGAUCCUUGCCGGCAUGUGGGAGUUCAAGGUCGGCAACAACUUUGGAGCCACCGCCUUCACCUCCUACGGCGCGUUCUGGCUCUCAUACGCAGUGAUCCUAAUCCCCGGCUUUGGCGUCGUCGCCGGCUACGCAAACGCCCCCGACCACACCCUCGAUAACGCCCUCGGAAUCUUCCUCCUCGCCUGGGGAAUCUUCACCUUCAUCAUGUGGAUUGCUACCUUCCGUUCCACUGUCACUAUGUCCUCCAUGUUCUUCAUCCUCAUCCUUACUUUCUUCUUUCUCUCCUCGGCUCACUUGGCACACUUGCCCGCUGGAAACAUUGUUACCAGGAUCGGUGGUGGGUUGGGUUUGGUCACUGCUCUGUUGGCUUGGUACAAUGCUGCUUCGGGUUUGUAUAACUCGACAAGCACCUUUGUCCGUCUCCCCACCGGCAGCUUGGCCCAUGCUCACUCCGACUAA